ACGGCUCAUCGCCUGAGAGAUACGAUGGCCUCCCUUUCAGCCUCUCUCAGUCAGCCCAGCCAGCUGGAGGAUCACCUGAAGUGCUCCAUCUGCUUUAAAGUGUUCGAUGAUCCUGUCACUACAGUUUGUGGCCACUCCUUCUGCAUGAACUGCCUCGUGGGCAACCAGAAACACAGCGGCGGGACAUGUCCUUUAUGCAAAAAGCAUCUGAAUGUUGUCCCCGAUGUGAAUAUUGUCCUCAGAGAAGUUGUCCAACAGCUGAAACAGACGCAAACAGAAGACGAUCCUGAGAAGUACACCGGGGCGUGGGGCGAAGUGCCGUGCGACGUCUGCACAGAGGAGAAGCUCAAGGCGAAGAAGUCCUGCCUCGUGUGUCUCGUCUCGUAUUGUUCGGCUCACCUGUACUUUCACCUUUCGGCCGAAAGACUGAAGGGCCACAAGCUGGUGGAGCCCGUGAGGAAUUUAGAUUCGAGGGCUUGUCUGAAUCAUGGACGCCCUCUCGAACUGUUCAGCAGGAAUCAGCAGAAGUGCGUUUGCGUUCGCUGCUUGGAGGAAGGUCAACAUGAGGCCGUGUCCACUGAAACUGAAUGGAAGGAGAAAAUGGUCAAACUUGGAAACACUAAGGAUGAGCUACAGCAGAAAAUUGAUGAGCGAAAAUCAAAAGUGGAUGAGAUCAAUACUGCUCUGAAGAGCUGCAAGGAUCGGCUGGACAACGACUGGUGGGAUAUUGAGGCUGUGCUUAAUGCAGUGCUAGCUAUCGUGGAGGAAGUCCAGGCAGUGCUGCUUCAGCCACUGGAGGACAGGAAGAAGGUCUUGGAAAAGGAAGCAGAAUACCUAAAAAGCAAGUUGGAAGCAGAGAUAAAAAACUUAGACACAAUGAUCUGUGAAUUGGAUGAUAUUUCUGUGCUCGAGGAUCACGUCCUUUUCCUUCAGCUGUACCCACCUCGUCAGGACACUGUCUGCUUCAAAGACUUCAAAGACUGGACUCAGGUGGCACUCGACACAUCGCUUUGUUUUGGCACCAUGAGGAAAACUACCACAAAAAUGAUGGAGAAAAUUCGAGAGGAGCUUGAGAAACUGACCGCAUUCGAACUUGAGAGGAUCUCAGUCUUUACAGAGGAUGUACAGCUGGAUCCCAUGAGCGCGCACCGACGCCUCGUCGUUUCCAAAGACGGAAAAGCAGUGAUCGACGGAGGACAGGACCAGAAUGUCGCCGACAGUCCCAAGAGGUUCGACCUGCUCGGCAGCAUCCUCAGCCACCAGAGUUUGUCUUCUGGGAGGGCUUAUUGGGAAGUGGAGGUCUGCAAUAAGACCGGCUGGGAUCUCGGAGUGGCAAGAGGUGACGCCAACCGCAGGGGGAAACCGAGGGUGAGCCCCGAUAACGGCUACUGGGUCGUCGCGCAAUAUGAAGACGACAAGUACGCAGCUCUGACGGCGCCGCCACUCCGUCUGCACCUGGAAGAGAAACCGGAGAAGGUGGGGGUGUUCGUGGACUACGAGGAGGGUCUGGUCUCCUUCUACAACCUGACGGCUCACUCACACAUCUACUCCUUCACGGAGUGCACGUUCAAAGGAGAGCUUUACUCGUAUUUUGGUCCACACGUGAAGCAGGGCGACAGAAAUUUGGAGCCUUUGAUUAUUUCUGUGAUAUAAACAGGAUGUUAGUGACUCAACACUUGAGGAGAAUCUGUGUGUUUGUGUUCCAAAUGAAUCCUGUCCUCUUUGCCCUUUUCUGGGAGUGAAAGCAAUCAUGUUAUUCUGGGAAAAGAAGUAGAAAACAGUUAGGAGGAAACACAUUUACUGAUUUAUCAUAUCUUUGUUUCUUCUACUGAGGAGGAGUUUACUCUCUUCUGCUGUGACAUUCAUAUUGGUGUUUGCAUUCAUUGUGGGGUUUUGCAUUUGUGUUUUGCAUGUUGUAUUUGUGUUCCAAAUAAUUUGAGGUCUUCUUCCGGAAACAAUGUAUCUCUAACUCUUAUGAAAUUAGUUAAGACAAUGUUAAAAAAAAAAAAAAGACAUUACUCAGAACCAGUUUCUUGUACUUCUAUUAAAGGGGCUGUAUCAUACUUUUUUAGCUA
Messenger RNA from Salarias fasciatus (jewelled blenny), 2075 nucleotides. Its product is annotated as E3 ubiquitin-protein ligase TRIM21-like. The transcript is spliced from 7 exons. Gene Ontology annotation, molecular function: protein binding. The record is from RefSeq and is a predicted model, not a curated record. NCBI's taxonomy places the organism in Eukaryota, Metazoa, Chordata, Actinopteri, Blenniiformes, Blenniidae. Bases 25 to 1653 code for a protein of 542 amino acids.